UUCAUGUAAAAAAUAAAUUACUUAGAAAGAUUGGCAGAUUUAUGUCCAUAAAAUAUAAAAUGUAAAGAUGAUGAUUGUAAUUAAUUACAUCCUAGAUGCUUUGCGGGAGUUUGCAUUUUACAUUUAUAAAAAAAGGAAGAUAAUUGUAAUGGAUAUUUAUUACAUUUAACAAAUAAAGAUCUAAGAGGUUAUUUACGAUAAGAAAAAAUUAAUGGUGUGUAUUUUUUUAACCUUUGUAAAAAAUAGAAUGAUUGUGAGGAUUAGAAAAAUUGUAGGUAUUUACAUAGAAAAUGGGCUGUAGAUAUGUGUAUAGAUCAACUUAGUGAUGAAUGUUAGAAUAAAAAAGAGUGCAAAUUAAAUCAUGAUUUAGAUUGGAAAUAACUUAAAUAAAGAACAUAUUAAUUUUAUAAUUAAAAUGAAAUAAAUCCAGAAGAUAUUGAGAAUGGUAAAUAGCAUAAAUUGCCAAUAUCAGAUAUAUGCUUGGAAUAUUUAUGUGGGGAAUGCCAAUUUUAAAAAAGUUGUACUAAAAAUCAUAUUGAUUGGGAAUGUUUACUAAAUAAUAAGAAUUUUAAAGAAACGAGAAGGAGAUAAUGUUAUUUUGAUUUAUCAAUGUUAUCUGAUGUUCAAUAAUCUAAAUAGAUAAAUGAUGAAGUUUUUAAUUAAUAUAUUGAAAAGAUACAUAAUAUUUAAAUAAAAAAAUAGGUAAAGAAGGCAUAAGUCAUAGAUGUUUUAUUUAUUAUAGAUUGUACAGGGAGCAUGUAAAGAUGGUUAAAAUCUGCAAAAGAGAAUAUCCAUAAAAUAAUAAAAGAAUUCCAACAGAAUAUUGAUAAAAAGAAAAUUAUAGUGAGAACAGCAAUAGUUGCAUACAGAGAUUUUGAUGAUGAAGACAAUUUAUUAUAUAGAGAAUUUACAACGGAAUCUAAAGUAAUUGAAGAAUUUCUAGCAAAAUUAUAAGCUAAAGGAGGAGGAGAUGAUGCAGAGAAUGUUAUUGGAGCAUUAGAAAAAGGAAUUAGAUUAAAUAUUAGUAAGGAUUAAGAGAGUGUUUUAUGUUCAUUCUUAAUUUGUGAUAGUCCUAGUCAUGGUCCAUACCAUAAAGAUUUAAAAGAUGAUUAUUAUGAUAAAGUAUAAGCUGGUGAUUUAGAGAAAAUCAUGUAAAGAUACCAUGCUUUAAAAGCUAAAAAUUUCUUUACUUGUUUUAGAAUUUGUGAUAAGACAGAUAUAAUGUUUACAAAGAUGAAAACUGGGUUUCCAAGCUUAAUUAUUACAGAAACUACUCUAAAUAAUUUUUCUGAAUCUGUUCUUUUUUCUCUUAAGACCUCUUUGUAAAAUUCAUAAGCAAAGACUUCCAAAUAAAGUUAAAAUAUUAAAAUAAGAGCCAGAUUCAGUAAAACUAAACCUUUAGAACUUAAUAACUAUUUAUUAAAGGAUGAUAAUGUUGAUUAUUGGAAGAACUUUUUAGAAUAGUAAGAAUUAAAUAAGAUAGAAGGAGAAACUUAAUUGAUUAUUAAUAAUAAAUAAGAAGAUUUAUCAGAUAAUGAGAAAGGAUCGUAAUGCUAAAUUUUUAAAUUAUUUGAUAUUGUUCUUAAUAGAAAAUUAGUUCUAAAAUUGCCAAAUUUUGUUAUUUCAAAAUUUAAUUAAAAAUAGUAAUUAUCACCAAAAGAGUUAAAAGAUUAUGAAUCUUUCAUAAAUACUAGAUAUACUGCUUUGUUAAUAGCUUAGCAGCUAGCAGAAAGUUUUAGAAUGUAAACUUAAUCAAUUUAAGGGGCUCCACCAAUUUUUUAUGUUUCUCCAAUUAAAUAUGAAUUAGAAACAUCAUUUAUGGGUGUUAAUUAACUUUUCGCUGAAACGUACAUUGAUUUAGCAAAUUUUUCUGAGUGGAAAAAGUAUACAAAUAAUACCAUAUAUGCUGAUGAAAACGAAUAUUAUUAUACAGCAUUUUCUCAUUAUUCUUACUUAGCCACAAAUAAAAAACUUAUCAUCACAGAUUUAUAAGGUAAGAAUAAUAUUUUGAGUGAUCCAUGUAUUCAUUCAAAAGAUUAACAAAUAGUUUAAUUUAUUAAAGAUACUUCUAAUUUUGAAGAGACAGGAUUAAAAAACUUUUUUUGCUAAUAGCAUACUAAAUGUCAUGAAAUUUGUAAAAGACUAAAUCUGGACAUAUAAUCAGAAUCUCAAUAAAUUUCAGAAUCAUUCACUAAUGAAGAACAAAAAAAAAAUUAAAUUUGGUAAAAAUAACCUGACGAUAUAAUUAAUGUUAUUUGUUAAAUAUGUGGAGAAUUAAAAGAUGUGAGUUAUGAAGAUUAUUUUAAAGAAAAUUCUUGUAUUUGUGAGAAUUGUUUAGAAGACAAAGAUCCGAUUUCAUUAACUUGUAGUUGUUGCAGAAAAAAUUUCUAAUGUUUUUAUAACUAAUAAAUAAAAAUAGGAAUAAUAUAAGAAAUAUGUAAUUAAUGUAAAUAAAAUUGUAAGAAAGGGGAUUGGGAAUGUUGCUAUUGUUAAUGUUAAUGUAUUUAAAGAACUAUGACAGUUAAAAUAAAGGACAUUGGAAUAACAGUUUGUAAAGAAGGUAAAAGAUUUUUAAAUGCUCUUUAAUGUCAUUUUUGUCACAAUUUAUACGAUUUUGAAACUUAUAUAACUCCAGAAAAUUAUAAGAAAUCAUUUUAUUGUUGCCCUACAUGUGAGUAAAAAUGA
This is a messenger RNA of Paramecium sonneborni, 2685 nucleotides long. Lineage: Eukaryota; Ciliophora; Oligohymenophorea; Peniculida; Parameciidae. The record is from the annotation of a GenBank genome assembly.